AUUUAGCGCAAUUCAAUUGUGCUCCGAUCGGCAUUUCAAUAGCCACUCGGGGUAAUUUACCGUGAAGCCCAUUCUGAAUUAGAAUGACCAUCGUCUGAUGCGUGGUCUCCCCGCCGGAGAGCCAAGAACUGCAGUUGAAGCUAUAAAUGGCACCCUGUCCUCGGCAUAUAGCAUGAUGCGCAGGUACAACCGCCGAAAAUGAAGUGCAUGAAGUGCAUGAAAGGCCUGGCUUGGGCCAGCUUGUUUUUGCAGGUUGCUGGGUUGGAUGCAGAUGCCCUUACGGCUCAAUAUUUUGGUAAUGAUGCACCGUGGUAUCGCGACCGGAUUCCGCUCUUCGAGUCCAGUGCUUCCGAGAUCCAGGACGUUUAUUACUACCGGUGGAAUAUCUUCCGUGCCCACCAGCGCGAUCUGGGUGCCGAUGGGUACAUCUCAACUGAGUUUCUGAAUGAUGUCAGCUGGCAGACUCAGCCGUCCGCUUUACUGAUUGAUGCCGCCAAUUUCCAUCUGCGUGAAGGUCGGUGGUGCCGUGAUCGUCGGUUCAAGAGCGAUUAUGCAAGCUUUCUCUAUGGCCCGUACAAGAACCCAUAUCAGUUCUCUGAGAGUAUGGCCGACGGAGUGUGGCAGGGGUAUCUGGUCGAUGGGGUAGCAGAUGAUGCUACCGCCCACUUAGACACCAUGCAGGAGGUCUUCAAGGGAUGGAACACCACCACCAUGGAUACGGGAGGAUACGACACUUCCAAAGCCCUGUACUGGAUACAGCCACUUACCGAUGCGACUGAGUACACCAUUGCUAGCAUCGACGCAUCUGGUGGCGCGGAUGGUUUCACAGGAGGGAAUGCCUUCCGGCCUAGCAUCAACAGCUAUCAAUAUGCAAACGCGUUGGCAAUUGCCAACCUGGCCAAGUUGCUAGGCCAGGACGAUGUGGCAAACGAGUAUCAGCAGCAAGCGGCCGGCAUUAAGGGGACUGUGCAAGACACAUUGUGGAAUAGUACCUUCCAGCACUUCAUUGAUCGGUACAAGGUGGAUAAUGAGUAUGUGGCAUACUGGGACUUUAUUCGAGGCCGCGAGCUGGUGGGCUACGUCCCUUGGACACACGAUCUGCCCGAUGACACGGAGGAGUUCGCUCAAGCAUGGAAGCAUCUCUUGGAUCGCGAGAAGUUUGCGGGCGCUCACGGCCUACGCACCAAUGAGCCAAGCUACGAAUACUACAUGAAACAAUACCGCUAUGAGGGCGAUAAACGCGAGUGCCAGUGGAACGGUCCUGCCUGGCCUUACCAGACCACUCAAGUCCUAUCGGCUCUCGCUAACUUGCUUGACCACUACAACACGUCUGCUGCUGCCAACCUCGUCACGAAGGCUGACUACACCAACUUGCUACAGCAGUAUGCCCAGUUACACUAUAACCCGGAUCGAGGUGGUAUCCUAGACCUAGAAGAAGACUAUGACGCCGACACAGGCAGUCCGAUCGUCGGAUUGGCGCGCUCCCCACACUACUUCCAUUCCGGCUAUGUUGACCUGGUCCUCUCCGGUCUUGUUGGCAUCCGCCCUCGCGCUGAUGAUGUGCUAGAGGUGAACCCGCUGGCAGACCCGGCAGUCAUGACAUACUUCCGCGCCGAGCGCAUUCUCUACCACGGUCACGAAAUCGCCGUUCAGUGGGACGCCAAUGGUGACCACUACGGCACAUCGGGGCUAGUAGUCGAGGUCGAUGGCAAAGUUGUGUCCACAUCACCAAGCUUGACCCGCAUCACUACCAGCAUCACCCGGGAAACUCCGCCGGCAAUUAGCCGCCCUAUUGCUGUCUCUGUACAACAGAACUCAACCUCAUAUCCCCAAGGCAGUGUCUCCGUCGCAGAUGCAGACACCGACGCCGUCCAUGCCGCCAUCGACGGACGGGUCUGGUUCUUCCCCGAGUCCGACGUCGCGAACGGAUGGGAUACACCCGCUGGAAAUGGUAGCGAGCUCUGGUACCAGAUCAGCUUCGAGUCUUCAACCCAGACCGCCAGCGCAGAGAUUGCCUUUUUCGCUAAUAGCACGCAAGGCUUUGAUGCUCCGGAGAAAUACAGUAUUCAGGUUAACGUAUCCGGCGAGUGGUCGGAGGUGUCAAACGCCAAUUAUAGUUCCCCUGUUGCGAACGGAAUUACCCGGGCUACUUGGGACGGCGUCGACACGGAUAAGAUCCGACUUGUUUUCGCGCCACAAGACGAGAAAAAGGUUCGGCUGGUGGAGUUCAAGGUUUUUGGGGAGGUGGUGAGCGAUAACUGAGUAUUGUAGCUUAGCUUCACUCUAUAUUUGCGUUUGUUCGUUUGUAUAUAGUAUGGUCCGUGUUUUAGGAAGUUAUGUUUGUAUCCAUCUGCAAUCUGAUACACCA
Molecule: messenger RNA, 2368 nt
Organism: Aspergillus caelatus
Lineage: Eukaryota; Fungi; Ascomycota; Eurotiomycetes; Eurotiales; Aspergillaceae
Product: Six-hairpin glycosidase-like protein
Exons: 1
Coding region: 199-2262 (687 amino acids)
Biological process (GO): carbohydrate metabolic process
Source: RefSeq, a predicted model, not a curated record